UGUUUUACUCUUCCAUCCAACCAAAAUCCAUUUCCACUUUUUAGGUUGAAAUUAUUUGAUCAACUAACUGCAUCCAGCCGCUCAUUCCUCUUUCAAAAACAAACACAUCCUACUCAUCUUGCAGUCGACGGCCUUGUCUCCUGAUUAAGGUGCACUCCUUAAUCCUACUGCACGCUUCUUCUUUGAAAAUCUCCACCUAGUCCCAGAUCUCCAACCGACCCGACCGGAGGAGGGCAUCUUGACCCGGCAGAGGAGGACCUGGUUGUGUAAACUCAUAAAGGCGAUGAACGCUUCGAUAAUCGACCCAUUGCAAGGAGAUUUCCCAGAAGUGAUAGAGGAGUAUUUGGAACAUGGGGUUAUGAAAUGCAUUGCCUUUAAUCGCCGUGGUACCCUUCUUGCUGCUGGGUGCUCUGAUGGAAAUUGCGUCAUCUGGGAUUUUGAGACCAGGGGUAUUGCUAAGGAGCUUCGUGAUAAAGACUGUGUUGCUGCCAUAACUAGUGUAUGUUGGUCAAAGUAUGGCCAUCGCAUUCUCGUGUCUGCUGCUGACAAGUCAUUGACACUAUGGGAUGUUGUCAGUGGUGAGAAAAUCACUCGAACGAUACUCCAACAAACCCCUCUACAAGCUCGGCUACAUCCUGGUUCCUCUACUCCAUCUCUCUGCUUGGCAUGCCCCCUCUCAUCUGCUCCCAUCAUUGUUGACUUGAAUGCAGGAAGCACAACUGUUCUUCCAGUUUCCAUUCCUGACGUUAACCCGGGACUUGCCCCUUCGUCACGGAACAAAAUUUCUGAUGGCACUCCUCCUUUUUCUCCUACUGCUGCUUGCUUUAAUAAGUAUGGGGAUCUGGUUUAUGCAGGGAACUCGAAAGGUGAAAUACUUUUAAUAGAUUACAAAAGUGUCCAAGUGCGUGCCAUGGUUCCUGUUUCUGGAGGUUCUGUGAUUAAGAACAUAGUGUUCAGCAGGAACGGACAGUAUCUGCUUACAAAUUCAAAUGAUAGAACAAUCAGGAUCUAUGAGAACCUUCUCCCCUCGAAAGAUGGACUUAAAGCCCUAGGUGACCUAAAUGUGACCCGUGAUGGGAUUGAUGAUAGUGUUGAGAAGUUGAAAGCAGUUGGAUCGAAAUGCUUAACCCUUUUCCGUGAGUUUCAAGAUGCCAUCACAAAGAUGCAUUGGAAAGCACCUUGUUUCAGUGGUGAUGGUGAGUGGGUGAUUGGCGGUUCUGCAAGCAAAGGGGAACACAAGAUUUACAUAUGGGAUAGGGCCGGGCAUCUUGUGAAAAUUCUGGAAGGGCCAAAGGAAGCCUUGAUAGAUUUAGUGUGGCAUCCUGUUCACCCCAUUGUUGUCUCUGUUUCACUGACUGGUUUGGUUUAUAUCUGGGCCAAAGAUUACACUGAGAACUGGAGUGCAUUUGCUCCUGAUUUCAAAGAGCUUGAGGAAAAUGAGGAAUAUGUAGAACGAGAAGAUGAAUUUGAUCUGAUCCCUGAAACUGAAAAGGUGAAAGAAUCUGAUGUUAAUGAAGAUGAUGAAGUUGAUAUUGUGACAGUGGAGAAAGAUUCAGCUUUCAGUGAUUCAGAUAUGUCACAGGAGGAGCUAUGCUUUUUACCUGCAAUUCCUUAUCCUGAUGUUCCUGAGCAGCAAGAUAAGUGCAUAGAAAGUUCAUCGAAAUUGGUGGAUAGUAAUAAUUCUGGCUCCCCUAUUUCAGAAGAGGGCCGACCAAAUGGACGUGCAAAUAAUCAUGCAUCAAGUCCACUUGAAGAGGAUGCUGGUGCAACACGGUUGAAAAGAAAACGUAAGCCUUCCGAGAAGGGGAUGGAGUUUCAGGCUUAGAAGUUUUCAACAACAGCAAAAUGACCACAAUUAAUGUUACAAGCAAAUCAACGUUGAAUUCAAUCAACUGGUGCUCUCAAGUAUUCUGCUAUCUCUUUCCACCGAUGGGCACCUCGCUCUGUUUUACAGGGAAAGCUCCCAUGAAUUUAGUACUUUUUGGAAUGAGCAUGGCUUAUGGGAAGAGACUCAGUCUCAGAGUUACUUGCGCCGUGGUACUGCGAUUACUUGGACCGGAAGCUUAUGAGCACUUUCGUUCCAAAGAAAAUGUCAAGCAUGCCUGUAUCUUCACCUGCAUAGCACCCCGUGGACAAAUUCCUAUUUGGAAAAGUCGAUUCGGAUUUUGAGCUUUGCAGGCAUUUUCUUACAGAAUUUAGGGUGAUUAGAAGAGCUCUAGAUGAUUUUUGUGUAUGUUGUAUGAUUAAAUCAUCUGUGUGUUUGACAAAGCAGCUUACAUAAGCUUAGUUCAGUAAAAAUGAUCAAAUUUGAUCCUCA
Molecule: messenger RNA, 2317 nt
Organism: Prunus avium (sweet cherry)
Lineage: Eukaryota; Viridiplantae; Streptophyta; Magnoliopsida; Rosales; Rosaceae
Product: Transducin/WD40 repeat-like superfamily protein
Cellular component (GO): Set1C/COMPASS complex
Molecular function (GO): protein binding
Source: RefSeq, a predicted model, not a curated record